ACGGUAGGACUAGACCAGACGAUGUCUUUGUCCAGUCCGAACCCAGGGUCCAAGACCACCGGAACAAACAGUCGACCGACCAGCAAAGAUGGCUCUAAGAAGAACAUUUGGUCUUCGUUAUUAGAUACCGUUGCCAAUGGCAAGCGCUUACCUGAAAAAAACCUGCUGGUGCUAGGUGGUACACCGGAUAGUCAAAGGGAAUUCCUAGAUACCUUUUCUGCAGAUACAUCUGCGGAUCCCGCUUUAGCAAACGACAAACGAAAAGGCAAAGGGAAGAUACCACCAAUUGCCAAUCAAUUUGCGCUUGGUUACACAUAUCGAGAUGUUCUUGAUGCCGAUAAAGAAGAUACUCUGGCCCGCGUCUCAGCCUACCUCUUGUCCGAACCUUCUCCGUCAUUCGCGCCUCUCCUCAAACCACUCUUGACCCCCAAGUCCGUCCCGGAAACGCUGGUUGUGAUCCUGAUGGACUGGUCAGACCCAUGGACGUGGGUAAGAAGACUCAGAGAAUGGGUUCGUCUACUACGUUCUGUGCUUGUUUCGCUUGACGAUGAAACCAAAAUUGUUAUGGAAGAAACCAUGACGGAGUGGCGCGAUCGCAAGAGAGGAAUGGAUGCAAAUAAUGCGACUGCAGGCGGCCUUUCAAACUCAAGCGGCCCGGUCACAAUACCUCUAGGCCCUGGUGAAUGGGACGAAGGUCUUGGUAUUCCGCUGUGUGUUGUCUGCCAAGGGGCCGACAAGAUCGAGAAAUUGGAAAAAGAUCAUGGGUGGCAUGAAGAGCAGUUUGACUUCAUUCUCCAAUUCCUCAGAACGAUUCUUUUGAAGCAUGGUGCAUCCCUCAUUUAUACAACCCCAUUCCUGGCAAGCUCACUUCAGGGCUUGAUCCAUUCUUCACUGGGCAUACAUUCUUUGCUGAAGAGAGAAUCAUUAAAACAUAAUGUGAUUGACCGCGACAAGAUCCUUGUACCAGCAAACUGGGACUCGUGGGGUAAGAUUCGAAUUAUUCGUGAGGGUUUCGAUAUGGAAGGAGUGUCGACAGCCUGGUCAAUUGAGAUACAAGACCCCCCCGAGUCAAUCUACCAAACCACAAACAGCACCCAACAAAGCGAGAACGGUCUUGCAGAAGAUGGGACAAGCGCUGUAACUACAUUCGAGCAGACGAUCCACGACCCCAAACAAGGCACAGUCGGCGCCAACCCGAACGGAAGCAGCACCAAGAUCGAGAUCGAAACCACUGACCUCCAAGAUUUCUUCGCAACUCAAGUGGAUAUCCUGGAAGACCUCAAGGCCAAAGACGAAAAUGAGAACAAAACCCAGCAAACUCCACAACUGGAAAUGUCGCCCAUGGCCGACGAAGGCAAAGUCAACGAACACAUCGGCCCUGUACAGUUCAACAUGGGCGGAAUCCAAGUGGACGCCGACGAUAUGCUGAAGAAGCUCCGGGAUCGCGAAGCCGUUCGAACCCAAAAGAAGGAGACUACCCCAUUCCAGCCUGGCGGCGACGACAAAGCGCACAACCAGGCCCUGGCAAACUUCUUUGCAGGCCUUGUCAAGAAGCCGGGAUCGAGUCCCCGGGGAAGCCCCUCGGCUUGA
Penicillium soppii is the source of this 1590-nucleotide messenger RNA. Its product is annotated as dynein family protein. Gene Ontology annotation, cellular component: centrosome; cytoplasmic dynein complex. Lineage: Eukaryota; Fungi; Ascomycota; Eurotiomycetes; Eurotiales; Aspergillaceae. Gene Ontology annotation, molecular function: dynein heavy chain binding. Gene Ontology annotation, biological process: microtubule cytoskeleton organization; microtubule-based movement. The record is from RefSeq and is a predicted model, not a curated record. The annotation marks the transcript as partial. The transcript has 6 exons.